Hevea brasiliensis (rubber tree) is the source of this 1647-nucleotide messenger RNA. Its product is annotated as 3'-N-debenzoyl-2'-deoxytaxol N-benzoyltransferase. The record is from RefSeq and is a predicted model, not a curated record. The transcript is spliced from 2 exons. Bases 178 to 1524 code for a protein of 448 amino acids. NCBI's taxonomy places the organism in Eukaryota, Viridiplantae, Streptophyta, Magnoliopsida, Malpighiales, Euphorbiaceae.
AGAUGAACUGUGUCUCUCAAGAAGUUAGUGUCGCCGGGGGUUGGUAGCUCGUACUACCCUGGGUUGGUGAGCAACGACGACUCCAAUUCAUCCACAUAUUAGAAAAAUCAGAACCCAUAUAAACAGAUUUCAGAUCCAUCAUCCAAUACCCAACAAGAGAAACACCCAUCAGCCAAAAUGCAAGUUAAUAUCAAAGAAACUACUCCAAUUCGUCCUUCUCCUUCUCCCUUAUCUCAAGACCAUGUUCUUCCACUCUCCUCUCUCGAUAUUGACCGCAACAUGAACGUUACCUUCCGUUAUCUUCGCGUAUAUGUAAACAACGAGGCCGCCACCACCAACAACACUAAGAACCCCUUUAAUGUAAUCGCCGCCGCCCUUUCUUCCGCUCUCGUCCACUACUACCCUCUUGCCGGCACUCUCCGCCGCCGACAUGAAGACAGCCGCUUUGAGGUAUUCUGCUCCGGGGACCAAGGUGUGCCUCUCAUCAAUGCCACGGUCAACUGCACGCUGGAAUCCCUCAAUUAUCUUGAUGACCCGGACUAUGAUUUCGUGGAGCAGUUGGUGCCCGACCCGAGUCCGGAUGAUGGGCUGGUCAACCCGUGCAUACUCCAAAUCACAAUGUUUGAGUGCGGUGGGUAUACCCUGGGAGCUGCAAUACACCAUGCCUUGUGUGAUGGGCUUGGAGCCACCCAGUUUUUUAAUGUCAUGGCGGAGUUGGCUCGCGGGGCGGACCUGAUUUCGAUUGAACCGGUGUGGGACAGGACGACUUUGUUGAGCCCGAGGGACCCACCCCAGACUGAUGGAGCGAUAAGGGAGUUUUUGGGGUUGGAGAAAGGGUCUGAACCGUACGGUCAGGCGGUUGGUAAGGUUGCUAGGGCGUGUUUCAAUGUAAAGGAUGAGUGGUUGGAUCUGUUCAAGAAAGUGCUGCUUCAGAAGAGUGGCUCAAAUUUCACCACGUUUGAAGCUUUGGGUGCAUUCUUAUGGCGGGCCAAGGUCAAAGCCUCAGGAGUUGCUGGUGAUGAGGUUGUGAAGUUUACAUAUGCAAUGAAUAUACGAAGACUGGUAAAGCCACCGUUGCCUGCAGGCUACUGGGGCAAUGGCUGUGUUCCAAUGUAUGCACAGCUUCUUGCUAAAGAGCUACUAGAGCAACCCAUUUGGAAAACAGCAGAGGUGAUCAAGAAGAGUAAAAUUAAUGCCACCAAUGAAUAUGUCCGAUCAUUUGUCGACUUCCAAGAAGUGCAUUAUGCAGAUGGUAUCACAGCAGGAAACAGAGUGAGUGGAUUCACAGAUUGGAGACACCUGGGCCAUUCAACUGUGGAUUUCGGGUGGGGAGGUCCAGUUACUGUCUUGCCUCUUUCAAGGAAACUACUUGGAAGUGUUGAGCCUUGCUUUUUCUUGCCUUACUCAUCAGCAAAUGCAGGCAAGAAAGAUGGGUUCAAGGUGCUGGUGACCAUGCAAGAAACUGCCUUGCCUGCUUUCAAGAAAGAGAUGGAGAAAUUUAGCAACCAAGACUUCGAGCUGUGAAGAUUUACAUGUCAAAGUCUGAUAUUAUUGUGUCUGUAAUUUAUGCUAGAACAAAGACUAGAACUUGCAAUAUAUGCACCAGAGAAUUUGCUAAAUAAAGGGAAAAGUGAGCUAAUGGCUAAA